AUGAAGCUAAGCUAAGUUGCACCGAUGCCAAUAAAAGUAGAUAUACAUCUAAUAGUAGCAAGAAGUUGAGGACUUCGAGAAUAGAGUAACCCUGAGAUUGUAUUUGGAGAAACUGCUGAGUCAGAAGUGGGGUCGCUAUUUAGACAUAUUUUCUGGAUUCAUUAGUUUGACAUCCUGCAUGAUCUAUUUGGGCACAACUUACUUUAGCAAUGUGGAUUGGUUGAGUACUAUAGACAUCAUAGUGUGUUCCCUUUAUUUAUUUGAAUACCUUUUAAAAACAUUUGCUGCUUAACACAGACUGCAAUACAUACUAGAAGUGAAUUCAGCAGUAGAAUUAUUUACAUUGAUGCCCUUGUUUAUAUUAUAGGAAUAAGAGAAUUGGGACUAUUUAACAAGAUUGAUAAACAUCUCCAGAGUGAUAAGAUUCCUGAGAGUGGUUAAGACGAUUUCUAAGUACUACCAAAUUGGUGACAAUGAAUUCGGUGGUGUUAAUAAAUAAAUUUACACAAUAUCCUUGACAAUUCUGACUUUGAUUAUUGUGACUGCAGGAGUAUUAUAAGCAUUUGAAUCUCCAAAGAGAAAGGAACUAAUUGCACUUGAUGAAGAAAAUCAGUGUGGAGCAUCAGUGGAUGAAUGUACCUUUCACGAGAUGGUGUACUUUACAGUGGUGACACUAGCCACAGUAGGUUAUGGAGAUGUAACUCCUUAGACAGAAGAAGGCAGAGUUUGUGUGAUUGUAUUGAUCAUCAUUGUGUUGGUCGUAAUUCCUAAACAGAUGAAUGAGUUGAUUAGACUGAUGGGAUUGCAAAGUGUAUAUGCAAGAGCAUUCUAUAAGUGGAAUCCAGAAGUUCCACACAUCAUAAUUUGUGGACAUGUAAGUGUUGCAGCCCUGAGAAACUUUUGUAGUGAGCUUUUUCAUCAAGAUCAUGGCAGUCAAGAUAAGAAUGCUAUCAUUAUGAGGUUGACUAAACCUAAUACUGAGAUGGAGAUCUUCUUGCACAAUCCAAAAUAUGAGUUAUUCUUGACUUAUCUAUAAGGCAGUCCUAUGGUUGAUAGAGAUCUCAAAAGAGCUGCAGCUACAUAAGCUAAGGCUUGCGUGAUAUUGACCAAUAAGCAAAUAGUUAAUAGUCAAUCCUCAGAUCAUAAGAAUAUAUUGAUUGGAUUAUAAAUCAAAAAGUAUGUUAAUCAUAUCACUGGUGGAAAUAUACGUCUAUGUAUGCAAUUGAUCAAACCAGAAAGCAAGUUGAAUUAUAGACAAGCUCUAGGUUUGAAGGUCAUAACAGAUUAGAUAAUCUCUGUCGAAGAAUUUAAGAUGAAUCUUUUAGCUAAAUCUUGUUUCUGUCCUGGUAUAAUUGCAUUAAUUGGCAAUCUGAUUACAUCUGCAGGAGAGCAAGAAGGUGAUAUGGAAUAUGAAUGGUUAAAUGAAUAUACUAAGGGAAUGGGACAUGAAAUAUAUAGGACAGAUCUAAGCUUUAAAUUUCAAGGCAAAAGUUUUAGUGAAGUAGCCACAAUAGUUUACAAUGAGUUUAAAGGUAUAUUGUUUGGCAUAGAAUUUGACAUUGGCAAAUACACUAUAAUUCGAUUGAAUCCUGGAAGUUACAUCAUUCCUAACACAACAGAAGCUAAUGUUCAUGCAUAUAUCAUUUGUGAAGACAAAAAGGUUGCUGAUUAAGUGGCUACUUAUGAGAUGACUACCGAAGAAAUUGCUAAUUACCAUUAUCAGUUAUUGUAAAAAUCCAAGUAAAAAGAAAAACUGCCAGAUGAUGAAGAAGAAGAGAAAUUUGAUGAUCCUCUUCUUUAUGGAAAAGAUUCUAUCGAAGAAGCUGAAAUGUUAGAAUAAGAUUAUGUUCUUGACCCUGAACCUAUUUCCUUAAUGACCGUUACUCCAACAUCCUUACAAGACUCAACCGAAAUCACCAAUCAUAUUGUUGUUUGUGGAAUCCAUCCAUCUAUCUAUUACUUCUUACUAGCCCUCAGAGCUAAGUAUCUUAAAGAACUUCAAUUUGUUGUGAUUUUAGCUCCUGAAUAACCAACCAAAUAAUGGGAAUACAUUAACAGAUUUCCCAAGGUUAGAUUUAUCAAGGGAUCACCUUUAACAUCCGAUGGGUUAUUAAGAGCUAACAUUAACUUUGCUGAUAAGGCAGUCAUUUUCGCUUAAGGUUCAGAUUAAUCAAUCGAUGAAGUCGGGGAUGCAAUAGAUGAGAUGCACGAUGCAGAAUCCAUAUUCAUUUACAAGGCCAUUAAAAAACUCAACCCAUCCAUAUAAAUUAUGAUUGAGCUUGUCUACAGUUCUAAUAUAGAAUUCCUACUUGAAAAAGAUUACCAAUAUUAAAAUGAGUUCAAAUAUGAAUUUGUAUUAUCUCCACAUUUAUAUUUUAUAGACUCCCCUCUAGGCUUCCGGAGAAGUCUAUAUUUCAGCCAUCAUAGAUACUCUUACUUGCUAAGCCUACUUCAAUCCACACAUUGUGACUAUUCUAUAGUAAAUCCUAACUGGUUAGAGAUAGUCGACUCAAGUCAUAAGAGCUAUUUGCGAACAUGCUGACCUUAAAGACUCCAAUCUAUAUUAAGUCCCUGUCCCAGAAGAUUAUCUCGUAAAUUUUAAUUCGAUAAUUUACUUUAGAAUAAAACCUUUGGAGAACUAUUUAAUUACUUAUCUACAGAAAGGCAUCUUAUUCCUCUUGGGUUGUAUAGAAUGGCUGGAGCUGUUGAUAACAAACAUCCCUAUGUUUACACUAACCCUCCUUCAGAAACUAAAUUGACUCACAGGGAUAAGGUCUUCGUCUUAGCCCAUUAGUUACCUGCCGAUUUAACUGGAGGAAGCAAUCUUGAUUUAAAGGCAAUGUAAAUGGAAGGAAAAUAGCUUGAUAUUGAAAAUGAAAAUAAGGGACUCAUUCAAGACAAAUUUAAAAAUCAAAUUUAAAAUGGAAUGCAAAAGACUUUAAGUAAAUUUCUAUUGAAUUUUAGUUAAACAGAAAAAUGAUAAAAUGGUUGUAUUUUCAGGUGUCAGUAAAAGUCAUAAGAUUUUGGAUCUUGACAAUCUCAAUGUUAGUAAGUCAAUUAACUUAUCUUUAGAUUCCACUACCUUUACAAUGUUGGAUUAGAUUAACGAGACCAUAUCAUUGAUUAAAGAAUAAAUACAAUCUGUUUAAACUAAUCUUUUAUUACAGGAGGACGAAAUCGUGGAGAAAUGUAGAACUGCUGUUAGAUACGAAUUAACAACUUUGAUUUAAUGA
Molecule: messenger RNA, 3233 nt
Organism: Paramecium octaurelia
Lineage: Eukaryota; Ciliophora; Oligohymenophorea; Peniculida; Parameciidae
Source: the annotation of a GenBank genome assembly